AUGACUGAAGGUGCUGCUGUACCUAUCUUUGCUGCAGAACUAACAUGGCUCUUCCUUCGUCCAAUCGCUACAGCUGGAGCGGUUGCUCUUGCCGUCAAUUAUUUUUUAUGGCCUGAUGAUAGUGUGGCGAACUAUAUGCAAGUACUCCAAUCCACUUUAUCUACAUGUGAAAUCUUCGUCAAGGAAAAUUCGGAAGCAUUUUUGAAUCUACAAUCCAACACUGGUGCAUCUUCUUUACCUUCGCUUCAGUCACGACUUCAAGGCAUUAUGCUUCUUUUGAUUGAUUGCAAGCGGGCAGUACAACGUGAAGUUAUAUACAGCAAACUAUCCAGCACUGAUAUCAGCAACUUGACUAAAAUUGUGAAAAAUAUGUAUCCUGGCCUUCAUGGUCUUGGUCUUAGUGUUAUUAUGGAAAAAAAUUAUCUCUCCCAAUUGGCAAUUGAUCCUCUUUUGAAACAGGCCACCGAAAAUGACAACGAUGCUAUGAUGGAUGAAUCUAAACGUAUUCGCAAUGGAUAUCAGGAUGCUGUGGCAUUGAUAAAACCUACCAGUGAACGUUUGACAAAUGCAACAGUCUCCUGUUUGGAAAAAUGCAGAUCAAGUCUCAAAAGCUUUCAACCUCGACCAAGACAACCCCUCAACACGUUCUUAUGGCCAUUCCCUCGAUUUACAUCUUUUGGAAAAAGUAGUCAUCGUCAACAUUUAUUGGAUAUGGAGGAAGCGGGCAAGAAAUUGGAUGAUGCAGUGGAUGAACUUAACAAGGCUUUGGAGGAAUUUGAUCAAAUACAACGCUCAAAGUCAAUGGAAUGUUAUUCUCAAAUUUGUCAACAGAAUCCGCAUAUGGAACAAGAGCAACUGGACAAUGAGACUCAUGGUGGUUUAUCCAAGACGCACGGACCGCUUUACCUCAUGUUUCUUUAUCAGCACAAUAUUCGUGAUUACAGUUCUCAAGUGAAUUCUCUGGCAAAUUCGAUACAAAUACUUCAUCAACACAAUACUGAACGAAGAUUAUACUUUCCUCAGAUGUCUUUGAAGAAAUGGUUCAACUCAAACAACGAAGUGGAUCCAACCUUUUUUAACAAAAAACACAGCAACAAUAACAACAAUUACGAUUAUGGGCAACAGGAUAAUAAUGGUAUGGUUGAUACUGCCAAUCUCUCUUUGGUACAAACGAUGACUCGGAAUGAUCCCUAUAGUGAUGAUCAAGAUGGACGAGAAGGUUUUAUCAGAAGAAGAAGUAUAACAAGCAAUCGCCAUCAUACUGCUACUAAUCCUACAUCGUCACAGCAUGAUUUUCCUUCAAAACUACAUAUGGAUCCUGAUGUCUCACCUCCGUCCACCUUUAGUGAACAAUUCUUUAAUGGGUUAUACAAGGUAUUUCUCUGGCUCAAGGAUAUUGACACUACGUUUGCUUUGAAAACUGCUGUUGGUAUGGUUCUGUUGGCUAUUCCUUCAUGGAUGACUCAAAAUGCUGGAUGGUUCGAAAACUGGAGAGGACAAUGGAGUUUGAUUACAUUAUGUCUUUGGAUUUUCCCAACUCCUGGUCUAUUCCUUUUUGGCCUUUAUACUCGUGUCCUUGGUUCCGUGGUUGGUGCUGUUUUGGGAAUUGUUGUUUGGGAAAUUACAAGAGGAAAUCCUUAUGGUUUGGCUGUACUUUGUUUUGCUCUCUUUAUUCCAUUAUAUCAUAUCUUUUUCUUUAGUGCAAUGUAUCGUAUUGUUGGUUUAAUGGGAAAAAUUACAAUGGUUUUAGUGGUUGUUUAUGCCUAUAAUGCAGAGUUAGAAGGUGGUAAUUCAUUUGAACCUGUAUGGACAAUAGCUGGAAAGCGAUUGUUGGCGGUGGUGAUUGGUAUUGCAGCAGCAGGUCUCUUAUUACUUUUCCCAGCUCCAGUACAAGGACGUAUUGAAUUACGAAAACGACUGGCUACAACGAUUCGCGAUAUUGGUCGAUUAUAUGGAAUUGUUACAGCCGAAGUAACAUCCACCAAAGUCAUUGGUGAAAUAACAGCACAUCAACAAAAAGCAUUUCGCAAAAAAGCCUUGGAAAUUCAACGACAAUUAGCUGAUGAACGCAAUCUUCUUGCCCAUUCCAAGUAUGAACCUCCGUUACGUGGAAAGUUUCCUGUCAAAAAAUAUUCUCAAAUUUUGGAAACUGUUGACAAUCUGGCUGCUCUUGUGCAUAGGUUUUGCACUUCGAAAAGUUAA
Halteromyces radiatus is the source of this 2202-nucleotide messenger RNA. RefSeq lists its product as uncharacterized. The transcript has 7 exons. The record is from RefSeq and is a predicted model, not a curated record. The coding region runs from base 1 to 2202 and encodes 733 amino acids. Lineage: Eukaryota; Fungi; Mucoromycota; Mucoromycetes; Mucorales; Cunninghamellaceae.